GAACAUUUAAAGGAUAGUUUUUUUAAAUCAGUUCUAAUUCAAUUUACACAUCGUAGUGAUAACAUGAAAUCUCUCGCAGGAGUCCUUGCACUUGCAAUUGUCAUCAGCCAAUCACAUGCAAAAAACGACAAACAGACCCCGGUCACUAAAUGUCCUGAGGGAGUACUCCCCGAUCUGGUGUACGUAGGCAACGUCGGAGACGAACCCUGUACAGAAUCACCAUGCCCGAUCAAUCCAUCUAAGGCAAUCGAACUUAAAAUGAAUUUCACGGCUCCCUAUCUCAUGGAAGACCCGUACAUGCAAGUUUACGUUUCACUCAUACACAUGGACUAUCCUUUUAUUAACCACGAUGCCUGUUCGAUGAUAACGAAUACUGUAUGCCCUCCAGUUGCAAACGAAGACAUAGAGUUUCAUUUUCAGAUGUCCCUUCCUUCACGUUUGCCUUCUGUCAGUGUUGACCUGCAGUUUUACCUUCAACCAGAUCAGAAGAGUAACACGAAGGCUGUCUGUUUUGGAAUAACUGUGAUGAUUGUUAAUUAAGCAAUAAAUGAUUGAUGACA
Molecule: messenger RNA, 560 nt
Organism: Aethina tumida (small hive beetle)
Lineage: Eukaryota; Metazoa; Arthropoda; Insecta; Coleoptera; Nitidulidae
Exons: 4
Coding region: 64-540 (158 amino acids)
Source: RefSeq, a predicted model, not a curated record